Messenger RNA from Drosophila kikkawai, 1507 nucleotides. RefSeq names its product splicing regulatory glutamine/lysine-rich protein 1. Gene Ontology annotation, molecular function: nucleic acid binding; zinc ion binding. The record is from RefSeq and is a predicted model, not a curated record. Lineage: Eukaryota; Metazoa; Arthropoda; Insecta; Diptera; Drosophilidae.
CUAUCGUCUGGCUGAUAGAAAAGAUAACACGAAAACUGUGCCUGUAAAUAAAUUUAGGGAAAAAAUCCUAAUCCCCAGAUUGACUCUUUACUAAAUAAAUCAAAAUGCACAAGUUCAAAGAGUUAGGUUAGGUGAAAUUUCCGCACAUAUAAAAAUGUAUUUGUUUUUUUUAAUACAAAAUAUCGAUACAUUUGUAUAUAUUUUACACAUCCCUACCGGCAAUUCUUGAGUUACAAUUUGGACUAAAAAUUAAAUGCUGCGCUAGCGAAAGUCACCAUUAAACUGGUCUGGGGAUUCCCUGCCACACACGCCAUGAACUUCCCGCUGGCCAAUGCCAACAAGGACACGUUGCGGGCUGCCUGCAAGAAGUGCGGCUACGCCGGUCACCUGACCUACCAAUGCCGCAAUUUUCUCAAGGUGGACCCCAAUAAGGAGAUCCUGCUGGAUGUGGAGAGCACCAGCUCGGACUCGGAGCUUGACUACCUCACACCGCUGACGGAGCUGCGGGCCCAGGAGCUAAAAGGCGGUGCCGAAUUGCCACCGCCCACGCUGCCGACCACAACAGUUAACAAGGAUAAGGAUAGGGCUAAAGUGAAGGAGCGCGACAGGAACAAGGAGCGAGAGCACGACAGGGAGAGGGUCCGAGAUCGGGAUCGUGAUCGAGUUCGGGAGCGUGAACGCGACAAGGUGAGAGAGCGAGAGCGAGAGCGGGAACGCGAAAGGGAGCGGGACAGGGAGAGGGGGCACGACCGGAAGAGGAGCAGCUCCAAGCGGAGCCACAAGGUGGCCGAAAAGGAUAAGGACAAGGACAAGAAGUCGGAGAGACACAAGAAGCGCAAGAAGAAGAGAAGUCACAAGCAUAAAAAGGACACCUCCGAUCUGGCCAAAACCAAGUCAAAGAAACACCCAGGCGGCACCAGCAAAAAGUCAAAGCGACGACGCUCCUCUCCCUCCACCAGCAGCAGCAGCACCAGCUCAUCCGACUCCUCAUCCUCUUCCUCCGAUUCGGAUUCAGAUAACUCCAGUAGCAGCAGCGACGACGAUGGCGAUGAUUCCGAAUCCGAAUCGGAUUCCAGCGACAACGAGGAGUCCAGCACCAGCGAGUCCGAUGAGUAUGGCCGGAAAAAGAAACGUCAGGGCAAGUACAAGCGGAAGGCGGACACGGCCAUGUUGCGACGCAAAAAGACCAAGGUGAAGCGAAAGCGGCAUCGUGCCGGCAACUCUGGUGCCCCCACCGCCGGCAGCUACCUGAGCAGUCUCAGCGACAGCAGCACCUACUGAUUAGGAACCCGCGACCAGGGUAUAUAGCUGCGUUCCAAAGCAACUCCGCUCUCUCCCUCACUCUCUCUCCGUUUAAGAGCGUGUUGUCCCCUCCUCCACUUCCAUUCGAGACUGCCGGAUUCGCCAGUAAAAUAAUAACUAAUCCCUACCUUAAACCCUAGACUUGUCUCCUAGUUCUUAAGUUGAAUGUAUCAUCUGCAAAAUAUACAAAACAAAAAAUGGAAAA